AUGGCGCAUUCUGAACAGUCAGCUUACAGCGGCCAUUCCUCCUCGAAGGGAUCACACAAGCACUCGUCAAAGGAAUCCAAGAAAGAGCUCGCCCAACGACGAACUUCGAUGUACCAGAACCAACCGGCUUCCGACGAACCCACCGCGUAUGGCGCCGCAUUCCGAAGCGAGGACGUUGCGGCCAGUGAGGCGCGCCACCAGGCUAGAGCCGCGGAGAAUAUCGCAAGAAUUAUGAGCCAGUACGGCGGAAAGUAA
Molecule: messenger RNA, 255 nt
Organism: Colletotrichum paranaense
Lineage: Eukaryota; Fungi; Ascomycota; Sordariomycetes; Glomerellales; Glomerellaceae
Exons: 2
Coding region: 1-255 (84 amino acids)
Source: RefSeq, a predicted model, not a curated record